Molecule: messenger RNA, 606 nt
Organism: Paramormyrops kingsleyae
Lineage: Eukaryota; Metazoa; Chordata; Actinopteri; Osteoglossiformes; Mormyridae
Source: RefSeq, a predicted model, not a curated record
AUGACAGAACUCGCAAAGACAACUAAACCUCGGAUGUCCGGAGAGGACUACCUCAGCGCGACCAACGAGCUGUCCAAGCUGCCCGCAGCGAAGGCAAAAGUGGCUGGCAAAAGGAAGCAGAAGAAACGGAGACAGGGAAACACGCAGGAGGUCUCCCUGGGAGCAGUCUACCUCUCCGCUGCUUCCUCUGUUGGACACCCUACGGUGUUCGCUCCGGAGGUCACCGUCGCCACCGCCUCACAGCAGCCGCCUACCGCUUCGCUGCCCUCAUCAGCAGCGCGUCCCUUUUCCGGGACUCGCUUGGCUUUUAAAGGGGCACAGUCCAUUUGGGAUGCCAUACCGCGGGUUCCGCGGUUUCUGAAACGGGCAGCACCCCCCAUGGCUCCAGUGCCUGCAGCUGCUUCCCCGACUCCUGAUCUCCCCGUGACUCCAGAUCUCCCCGUGACUCCAGAUCUCUCCGUGACUCCAGAUCUCUCCGUGACUCCAGAUCUCUCCGUGACUCCAGAUCUCCCCGUGACUCCAGUGCCUGAGCUCCCCGCUCAACCCCCUGCUUUGCCCCCUGUUUCACCCCCUGAGGCCCCAGCUCAGACCCCAGCUGUCCCAGAG